Messenger RNA from Protopolystoma xenopodis, 177 nucleotides. NCBI's taxonomy places the organism in Eukaryota, Metazoa, Platyhelminthes, Monogenea, Polystomatidea, Polystomatidae. The record is from the annotation of a GenBank genome assembly.
CAGGUGGAGGAGUGGAAUCCUAAAUUGGUAUCUAUCGAGCGCAAUGCUAAAGCUAAUUCUCGCGUACUUUUAUUCGUCAUCGAUCCAUCAAAGUCACGUGGUCUCGCUAGCAUAAUUGAAGCUGCUUUUCUCGCUGGCCGAGGUGCAAAUUUGGUUCUUGUGGUCCCAAAUAAAUAA